AUGGCACGCGCCCAGGCAUCCCCAUCAGAGGCUGCCAACGAGCCCGUCAAGCUCGCCGACAUUGGCGCGUGGAAGACGGCGUUGUUGUCGGGGAGGCCGGCCCUCUCACACCUGAACGCCGACACGACGUGGCUGUCCGAUGUGGCCUCCUGGUUCUCGACACAAUGGUACGUUGAACCGCCAUUUGUACGAACGAUCAAAGAGCUGAGCGAUGUGAUCGCCCAGCUAGAGGGAGAUCACGAAAUUAUGCGACCGCCAUCACCUGCGGCGGUACGCGAGAGGGAUGCACUUAUUGAUGCAGUGGUUGUCUCCCACGAGUUCACGGAUCACUGUCGCCGCAAAACACUUGAAGAGCUGCCGAAUAGCACGCCCGUGUUCGCCACCGACAAGGCCGCCAGGCUUAUUAGCACGUGGAAGCACUUCAGCAGGCUCGGCAUCGGGAGGGUUGUUUCCCAAGGCAACGCCCUGUACUACCACUCGGCCGUGGCCAUUGUGUUUGAGCUGCCAUCCGCCUCUCACGGGGAGAACCUGGCCGACUUCAGGGGAUGCCUGGGGAAUGGGAUUGAGACUCUCGCGCUCCUUCACGGGCUCAACGACGUGCGGAUCUGGAUGACGUCACAGCUGAACCUGGGCGCGCUCAACGGCAUCGAGGCCGCACGUGCCUGCGGAGCCAAAUACUGGGUUGCGACGCACGACGAGGCGAAAAGAGGGGCCGGGUUCAUCUCGUGGCUACUGCAUCGGAGGUCGUACACGCUGCACGAUGCGUGCAAAGACCAGUGCAGUGCUAGCACGCUUGGAAGAGCCCGCCAGUGCUGA
Lasiosphaeria miniovina is the source of this 816-nucleotide messenger RNA. RefSeq lists its product as uncharacterized. Bases 1 to 816 code for a protein of 271 amino acids. The transcript is spliced from 4 exons. NCBI's taxonomy places the organism in Eukaryota, Fungi, Ascomycota, Sordariomycetes, Sordariales, Lasiosphaeriaceae. The record is from RefSeq and is a predicted model, not a curated record.